Molecule: messenger RNA, 1068 nt
Organism: Parasteatoda tepidariorum (common house spider)
Lineage: Eukaryota; Metazoa; Arthropoda; Arachnida; Araneae; Theridiidae
Product: nose resistant to fluoxetine protein 6
Molecular function (GO): acyltransferase activity, transferring groups other than amino-acyl groups
Source: RefSeq, a predicted model, not a curated record
AUUCUAAAUUUGCAUUAAUAUAGUAGAACCAGUGAUAGCUAGAUUACAUUAAAUUAUAUUAUAUCACAUUCUAACUGGUCUCGUUAAAUCAAAUAAUAUUAAAUUCAAACUGGUCUUGCUUGUUUUUCUUCAGGAUACACAAAUUGAUAACAAAAUAAAUUUAAAAAAAAUUAAAAUCACUUCAAAUUUAACACUUUAAAAAACGCAUUAGUUUCAGUAUACAGUAUUCAUGCAUAUAGUUUCAUACAAUAAUAUUUCAGGAAAUUUUGACUCAUAAUAAAACUGUUCAUUAUAACUGCAGACUAAGUUAAACUCUUUUUAAUCAGCACAUCAAUGCCAUAGGCUGGCUUUUGUCAUUUAUGACAUUCUUUACUAUGAUGACUUUGACUUACAAGUGGAACCAAGGAAUGCACGCUAACCCAGGCGUCUUUGUUUCAACUUUAUAUGGCUGCACUCACAGACUGGCCUGGACUCUGUGUCUAGCGUUUAUAACAUUAUCCUGCACUUGGGGGCAAGGCGGAAUCAUCAAUAGUAUUCUGAGUUGGGAAGGCUUUGUACCAUUCGCCAGAUUGACUUACCUGGUGUACCUCGUUCAUUAUGGUCUAAUGUAUAUUUAUACUGGGUCCAUAAGGCAGUCAAUGCUGUUAGGACAUCGGACUAUGAUCUUCAUAUUUUUCAACAAUAUGAUCCUCAGUUUCUUGACAGCUUUUGUGCUAGGUUUAUUCUUUGAAUCGCCUUUAAUGGCAUUAGAGAAAGCAUUCUCGGAUGGAAAACUGAGAAAAGAAAUUAUGCCAGUCAAUGCAGUAAAUGAAAUUGUUAUUAGGAAGAAUGAAUUGCUACAUGAAUAUUGAAUUGCUUGAAUAUGACAGAUAUAAUUUUUCAAGACGUCUUCUUUUGAGAAGUGCCUGUCCAUUCUUCAUUCGUGCUGCCUUUAAAGGCAUCGUUGACUUUCAAGCUGUUUCAGCCUUUGAUAGUCUAUCAAUCAUUAGUCAUUUAUUGAAUUAAAAAAAACUGUAACAUAAUAAACUAUAGUAAUAUAUUGAUUUCAAUAAAUUGUUUUGAAACAUU